This is a messenger RNA of Dicentrarchus labrax (European seabass), 6147 nucleotides long. It is a transcript of the gene kdm6a, whose product is annotated as lysine (K)-specific demethylase 6A. Gene Ontology annotation, biological process: heart development; regulation of gene expression. The record is from RefSeq and is a predicted model, not a curated record. NCBI's taxonomy places the organism in Eukaryota, Metazoa, Chordata, Actinopteri, Moronidae. The transcript is spliced from 25 exons. The coding region runs from base 1538 to 5140 and encodes 1200 amino acids. Gene Ontology annotation, cellular component: MLL3/4 complex. Gene Ontology annotation, molecular function: histone H3K27me2/H3K27me3 demethylase activity; chromatin DNA binding; protein binding.
UGACCGAGGUUUGCUUGACUGUUGGAGACCAAACGGUAAGAGACAGACCAAAAAGGGGCAUGGCGUAUGAAGGGUAAAUUCUGGCACUUCUUUAGAAGUAUGUUAUUAUAAUUUCAUUUUAUGCAAUGACACGGUUUCAACAAGCAAAUGGAAUAUUGUACAUUGGGUAAUAUUUAUUGGUAGGCUAUUACAGUGGGUUUCCUUUAAAUGUUCAUGAUGGGCUACCCUUUUACAGUUAAAUUAAAGCAUGUGCAUGAGGUGGUGUACUGUCUGUUGAUGCUGAUACAGUAUUGAGCUAGUAAGUAGGCUGCACGUGCUGCACGUCCACACUCUUGGUUGCACCCCUCCCUCUCAGUCCUGGCUCCUUGCCAGCAAAACACACACACACACACACACACACACACACACACACACACACACACACACACACACACACACGACUGCCCCAGUUAUCUACAGGGAGGGGUGGGUGCACGCUUAGAGGAGCUGAGAUUGACUAAAGGUAGGAGAGAGAGAAGGGAACUGGAGAGGGGAAAACAGGAAAUUGUUAGAAAAGACAGUUUGCUGCACAUGACGAGUGUGGGGAGGAAGGGAAUUUGGAGAAAGAUUUUUAUGAAGGAUGCAUGUUUCGUGGUGCUUCCUCUUCAUCCUUCCCCCUUUUCCCUUGGAGCACAUUGACUAGAGGAAGAGAUCAAGUGAUGGAGAGAUGCCUGCAGUUUCUGAGUUACAUUGUAACCUAAUUAGGAGGCAGCCACUGUAAUUUUGCUCAUAACUUCUCCUAACUUCUCCUUGUAUUCUUCACCCGCAUUAGCUUCAUUUCAUUAGUGGCUGCAAAUUUGGCCAAUGAGAGGAGGAGAAAUGCGAUUGCUGGAGUGUUUGUGCACUGUAUAUUAGUAAGGUGAUGAGCUGGCUGUCUCUGUAGAGCCGUGCGGCCACAGAAAAGAGCUUUGAGCUGAGAAAAGGAGGUGAGAUAGAGGGAGGGAUGGGGGGAGACAGAAGGGAGAGGUGGUGUGCGCUGCCUGUUCCAGCUUCGAGGUAUUGUGUGUCAUCUCUCUGCACUCUCCACUGCAGCCGUCUGCUGAAUAGUAAUCAGUGACACCAGGAUAGGGGGGGAGCGAGAGAGGGAGAGAAAGAAUGAUAGCAAAAGAGACGAAGAGGGAGAGAGAGUGAGGAAGGCGAGACAUGGUGAGGGAGGUGGAAUGCCAAGCUGACAAUCCUGCUGCAUUAUCUGCCUGGUGGUAGAGCAAGUGUGAAAGAGAAGGAAGGGAAGGAUAGACGAGACAGAGGGAGAGAGCCACAUGAAGAUGCAGUGGGGUUCCAAGAGGAGUGUGAUGUGCCAGCGAUCUAGCAUUUUCAGCUGGCUUUGAUCGACUCCAACCUCUGCACUUUGUCCAAAGCUGAAAUUCAGUUCCACAUCGCUCAUUUGCAUGAGAUCCAGAAGAAAUACAGAGCGGCGAAAGAAGCGUAUGAAAGUCUGCUGCAGACGGAAAAUCUUCCUGCACAGGUGAAGGCGACUACACUGCAACAACUUGGCUGGAUGCAUCACACAGUGGAGCAGCUGGGGGACAAAGGCACCAAGGACAGCUAUGCCAUCCAGUGUCUGCAGAAGUCUUUAGAAGCAGACCCAAACUCUGGCCAGUCCUGGUACUUUCUCGGCAGGUGCUACUCCAGUAUUGGGAAGGUGCAGGAUGCCUUCAUCUCAUACCGUCAGUCCAUUGAUAAGUCGGAGGCCAGCGCUGACACCUGGUGCUCCAUAGGGGUGCUCUACCAGCAGCAGAACCAGCCUAUGGACGCACUGCAGGCCUACAUCUGCGCCGUUCAACUGGACCACAGCCACGCAGCCGCCUGGAUGGACCUGGGUACCCUCUACGAAUCCUGCGGCCAGCCGCAUGACGCUAUCAAGUGUUACAUCAAUGCUACGCGCAGCAAGGCGUGCCUCAACACUGCUGCACUCACACAACGCAUCAAACUGCUGCAGGCUCAGUUGUGUAACCUACAGCCAGGUAGUCUGCAGAAUAAGAGUAAAAUGCUUCCUAGUAUUGAGGAGGCGUGGAGCCUACCCAUUCCUGCUGAGCUCACAUCCAGGCAGGGGGCCUUGAACACUGCACAGGCACAGCAGGCCUGUAAGGGGGAGGGAGGCCAGUCUGCCAGCAAUCACACAGACCCACAGGCCAGUCCUGCCAAGAGGAAACGCACUGCCAGCCCAGCUAAGGGUGCUGCAGACUCAUGGGCAAACAGUCCCAGUCAGCAGCAGAUCCCCAGCUGGUACCUAACGCCACAGAAGCUACAGCACCUGGAUCACUUGCGAACCAACCGAGCAAACCUCAAGCCCCCCCAGGUGCAGAUGUUGGAGCAGCUGGAGAAUCAGUACUCUCUCAUGCAACAGCAUCAGCAGCAGAUGAGGCAGCAGGCAGCAGCGGGUGGCCAGCCGCGGCCCGGCCUUCCCAACGGUCCUUUAGCUGAGCCCUCUAACCACCAAGCAGGCCUCUCCCGCACCUCCCCCCUCAAUCACACAGCCCUCCGGCCCCCGUGUGUCACCCAGCCCACAGCCAACGGAUCCUGUUGUUCGAGUCCUUCAGCGGGGCUGCUGGGACACGUGGACAAAAAUCUGGGACUGGGAGGUGGUGGCGCAAGCAACGGAAACGUGCCUUACCCGCAGCAGAACUCUCUACCUCACAACUGCACAGCCGCCAGUCACCCUAGCACCAGCAGCACUACCAGUAGUCCCAGUCAUCCAGACGAGACAUGGAGGAGCCAACAACGCAACACUACCACUCAGGGGCUUCAAAAAGGUCCAGGUUCACAUUCGGCAGGUCCCAAUGGAGAACCCCCUUUCUCUUCCUCCUCCUCCUCCCCUCAGACCUCGUUCUCUUCCUCUGGCAUUCUGAAUCAGGUUGGACAUUCCUCUGGGCCCUGCACUGCCUCUUCCUCAGCCUCCUCUUUGUCCCCCACGUCUCCCCAGACCACACCCAACCACUUGUCCUCGCCUCCCCACUCCGCUACUACCUCAGGGGUCCACACCAAAGACACCACGCCUUCAGGGGGCAAAAAUGGCAGCAACGGAUCAGCUGCUGCUUUGCCAUCAGGUCCGGAGGCUGCCGUCAGGCAUUCCGCAGGGACACCCCUAAGUCCCGGCACCACCCCCGCGCAGGGAUUGACUAAUCACGUCCAGCCGCGGGUGACAGACAGCUCUGCUAGCCUGUCUCAGCCAUGCUCUCCUGCCCCCGGCGUGCUCAGUUCAGACAAUCCUCAGCUCUCAGCCUUGCUAAAGGGAAAAGCCAAUGCUACCAGUAACGACGAUAACAAUAACUACAGUAACCAUGGCGAGCCUUCCUCAGAGAAAAUCAACAACGUCCACCCAGGUCUCCACGGUGCCGCUAAACCAGAGCAGCCGCCACUUUUAACCACCGCCACGUCUUCUCCACGCUCUGCGGACCUGCACACUACCAACAGCCUCUCCUGCCUUAACAGCCCGUCCAACACCGACAGCCAGGGGCCCACUGUCAAUGGGAGGGGGCUGGAGGACUCCCAGAGCCCACUGAAGGUAAAGCCUUCUGGGGGAGCUCAGAGACGCACUGUCCCUGCUGGUCUGGCACCCUGGUCCUCUGUUUCCAUCUACCCCAGCUCCAGUGAAGUGCUCAGAGCUUGCAGGAACCUGGGGAAGAACGGCCUGUCAACGAGCAGCAUCCUCCUGGACAAGUGUCCCCCUCCGCGACCCCCUCGCCCACCCUCUCCUCCGCUGCCAAAGGACAAACUCAAUCCCCCAACACCCAGUAUUUAUCUUGAAAACAAGAGGGACGCCUUCUUCCCUCCCCUUCAUCAGUUCUGCACCAACCCUGCCAACCCGGUCACUGUCAUCAGAGGACUGGCUGGAGCGCUCAAACUAGAUCUGGGCUUGUUCUCUACUAAGACGUUGGUGGAGGCCAACCCGGACCACCUGGUGGAGGUGCGAACGCAGCUGGCUCAGCCCACUGAUGAGAACUGGGACCCCAGCGGCACCAAGAAGAUGUGGCGCUGCGAGAGCAGCCGCUCCCACACCACCAUCAUAAAAUACGCCCAGUACCAGGCCUCCUCCUUCCAGGAGUCUCUGCGGGAGGAGAAUGAGAAGAAGAAGGAGAUGGAAGCUGAAGCAGGUUCCUCAGACAGUGUGAUGCGGCGCAGGAAAGGGCCAUUCAGACACCUAAAGUUUGGCACCAACAUUGACCUCUCUGAUGAAAAGAAGUGGAAACAGCAGCUUCAGGAGUUGUCUAAAUUGCCAGCUUUUGCAAGGGUGGUGUCAGCCGGUAACCUGCUCAGCCAUGUAGGGCACACCAUCCUUGGCAUGAACACGGUCCAGCUCUACAUGAAGGUGCCAGGGAGCAGGACGCCAGGUCACCAAGAGAACAACAACUUCUGCUCAGUCAACAUCAACAUCGGUCCAGGGGACUGUGAAUGGUUCGCUGUGCCUGAGACGUACUGGGGUGUCAUCAACGACUUCUGUGAAAAGAACAACAUCAACUUCCUGAUGGGCUCCUGGUGGCCCAACCUGGAGGACCUGUACGAGACCAACGUGCCUGUUUACCGCUUCAUCCAGCGUCCCGGGGACCUGGUGUGGCUCAACACAGGCACCAUUCAUUGGGUGCAGGCCAUUGGCUGGUGCAACAAUAUUGCGUGGAAUGUUGGACCCCUCACAGCCCAUCAGUACAAGUUGGCAGUGGAGCGCUACGAGUGGAACAAACUGCAGAGCGUCAAAUCCAUCGUUCCCAUGAUCCACCUCUCCUGGAACAUGGCCCGGAACAUCAAAGUGUCAGACCACAGGCUCUUUGAGAUGAUCAAGUAUUGCUUGUUACGGACUCUGAAGCAGUGUCAGAUGCAGCGGGAACUGCUGCUGGCUGCUGGGAAAGAGCUGGUGUGGCACGGGAGGACCCAGAAUGAGCCGGCACAUUAUUGCAGCAUCUGUGAGGUGGAGGUGUUUGACCUGCUGUUUGUGACCAGCGAGAGCAACAGCAGGAAAACGUACGUGGUGCACUGCCAGGACUGUGCCCGUAGGGGGAGCACUAACCUGGACAACUUUGUGGUGCUAGAGCAGUACAAGAUAGAGGACCUGAUGCAGGUUUACGACCAGUUCACACUCGCGAGUCCCCUGCCUUCCUCUUCUUGAUGGUAACACUGUUGUUCUGAGGACAGUUAGAGCCACAACGGACUUAAAUCGGACACUCUCCGGAAACCUUUUUUUUUUGUUUGUUUGUUUUCUGAUAUUCAGGAAGUAAGCCGGCAGUCCUCAAAACAGCGCUCUGUAGCUCUCCCAUAAGGCAGCUGCGUGAAAGCUGUGUGUCUAUGCAACCUGCCCAGAGUGGUGUGCCCCGCCACCCCCACACCCCCUAGUGGACUGGAGUGUGGGGGGUCGGCAGCUCCUCUCCUGUCACCAUGACCAGACUGUUCUACUGCUGGCCCAGCUGGACUUCACUAGAAAAAUCCACAAAAUCCCACAUAAAAAUGAUGAAUUCAAGUUUUGUACAUAACUGGCAACAUCGUCACACAGAGACUACUGACUUUUCUUUCCCCCAUUUUUUUUUGUAUUCUGUUUGUGAGUUGACACAAGAGCUUUGCCCCCCCUCCCUCAAUGAGAUGAGUAAUUAGCAUAGCUGGUCUUUUGUAUGUUAGACACCUCCUUGGUCAGGAAAACAAGGUUAAAAAAACUGUUUUUGUAAUGUGAAAAAGUUGAGUAACAUUCUUUGCAACAUUUUUCUCCCCCAAUUUUUUAAAAUCAGUUUAUUUUCCUGGAGGAUGAGUUUUUUUGGUUACUUUGUGGUGGGGGAAGAGGAAAUCAUUUGUAGACAAACAGCCAAGUCACAGAGAAAAAGGGUUGCACAUAGACAGAAGAGUGAACUUUAAUUUGUGUUCUUUUUUUUAUUUUGAUGUAAACUUACACUAUUUAUAAAUGCAUAUUUAUUGCUUGAAAAUAUUUGUUGAUGGAAUGCUGUAAUUUUUUUCCAGAGUACCUGCCAUUAAAUUUGAAGGAGCCUUGUGAUUUUAAGCUCGGCCCCUCAUACGUUUUCUAUAUAAAUAAAACUGCUUAGUCAGCGUUGUACAGAGACCUUCCCUCGAGAUGGGUUUAUUGUUUGAAGGAUGUUUUAUGAGUCAAUAAACAAAAAUUGUCUUUAUUUA